Messenger RNA from Mycetomoellerius zeteki, 1328 nucleotides. RefSeq lists its product as uncharacterized. The record is from RefSeq and is a predicted model, not a curated record. The transcript has 2 exons. NCBI's taxonomy places the organism in Eukaryota, Metazoa, Arthropoda, Insecta, Hymenoptera, Formicidae. Bases 1 to 1245 code for a protein of 414 amino acids.
AUGAAUCUAAUAACCACAGCCGUAAAUGCCGUAAGAACAAAAUCAAGUAAGCAAGCAGCUGAAACAGAAAAGAGUAUUGCAGCCAGCAAAGGGGAAACGGCGGGCCUCACGGUUUCAAGUGAUGGGUCGUGGCGGAAAAGAGGUUUCUCCUCGUUGUUCGGAUUUGUUACUUUGAUUGGAUGGCACACUGGGAAGGUGCUUGACGUCCUUGUCAAAUCAAAGUACUGCAAAUGUUGCGAGCACUGGAACAAGAAGUGCGAUACAGCCGAAUACGAGGAGUGGGCUGCUCAUCAUGAAAGCGUAUGCCAAACGAAUCAUAGCGGAUCGGCGGGUAAAAUGGAGGUGGACGCAAUUCUUGAGAUGUUUCGCCGCUCCGAAGAUUUGUACAAUACACGCUAUGCAUUCUACAUCGGCGAUGGUGACUCAAAAACUUACAAAGGCAUUGUCGAUGGUAAACCUUAUGAUGAUUUAGUAGUUGUCAAAAAAGAGUGCAUAGGGCACGUGCAGAAGCGGAUGGGCACAAGGCUGAGAAAUUUAAAAAAACAAGUUAAAAAUUUAGGUGGCAAAGGGAAACUUAUCGUCACGGACAAGCUUAUCGACGAAUUAUCUGUGUAUUAUGGAUUAGCUAUCCGCAGAAAUUGUGACUCCGUCGAAGCUAUGCGAAAUGAUAUAUGGGCCACCUUAUACCAUAAAAUUUCCACCAACGAAAAUCCCCAGCAUGAAAAAUGCCCGAUCGGCCCUAACUCUUGGUGUACGUGGCAGCAAGCCGCCGCUGCAAACACCCUAUCUAUUUAUGAUCAUAAGCCACCUAUGUCCACGGAAAUUUUCAACGCUAUUCAAAAAGUAUACCAGGAUUUAACAACAGAGGACCUGCUAUCAAGAUGUCUGGGUGGAUACACGCAGAACUCGAAUGAGAGUUUUAAUUCCAUCGUGUGGACGAUAGCUCCGAAGUCAAUUUCAAGUGGCAAGAAGAUUCUCGAUAUAGCGGUCGACAUAGCAGCCAUACUUUUUAAUGAAGGAUUCAAAGGACUUUUUGAAGUAAUGGCUUUACUAGGAUUAAAGAUUGGCUACGAGACUUAUAAUUUUUGCCACGAAAUCGACGAACACCGCGUAAGAGCUGCGGAGCACUCGUCGUCGGCAUCAAGAAAAGAGGCUCGAAAGGAACAUGUUUCAGCCAGGAAAGAAACUGAGGAGCAUAAUCUAAACUUGGAAGGGAUGCUUUAUGGUCCUGGCAUAAGCGAGUAAAGAUGAUGAUCCAAAAAAGUUAUUAGUUCGCCCGUGGAGCGCCUAAAAAAAAAGUGCUCUUACCGCAGCAGCGACUACGCCGC